Messenger RNA from Durusdinium trenchii, 1353 nucleotides. Lineage: Eukaryota; Dinophyceae; Suessiales; Symbiodiniaceae. The record is from the annotation of a GenBank genome assembly.
AUGCGACUUGGCCCCAAAGCACCAGUGAGGGCCAACCACCCCUCAGCAACUGUAGGACGAAUCCUGAUCACGCUGUUUGUCAGUGGCUUCGCCGAUUAUGGUCGCAAGAGGGCGGCCUUGCUGGGGCAGUUCUUGAUCACACUUUCAACAGCACUCUUCGCGAUAGCCAUGUUUUUACCCUCAGGCCUGGCAAUCCCCACAUACAUUGUGGCACAAGGACUUCAAGGCAUGAGUGGCAUCGGCAUUCUGGAUCAAAUUGUUGCCGGUGACGUGGCCCUGAUCUUGAAUGACAGCGUGGCGGUGUACAGCCGCAAAGGCAUUGUGUCGGCUAUGAUCAUGGCCCUUCUGAUUCCCAUCAUUGUGUACGUUCAAUACGCAGAGAUCACAGACUUCACUUGGGUCUGGAGUGGUAUCGUUGGAUUGAAUAGUGUAGCCAUGGCGCUGAUCUACCUUUUCUUUCCAGAGACCUUGAACAAGAAACAGAACGAUGACAAGAAGGAGAAGGAGAAUCUGUCAAUCAUAGGUGUGGCAAAGGAUGAAGUUAAAACCUUUAAGAAGAUCAUCACAACGCAUCCCUACGUCGGAUAUCGCCUGGGAGAAGAGUUUCUGGUGAAGAUGGCAGAUGCCAGCGCGAUCGGGAUGCCCUUCCUCAUGGCACAGUUCCAUUUCUCCCAGUUUGAUGCACUCGUGUACAACUUCGUCCCAGGCCUUGUUGGUGGUGUGCUACUGGGUGGACUGGUCGCCAAAUGGUGUGGCCAAUAUGGCACCCGGCGGGUUUGGAGAAACUCCUUCUUCUAUCACAGGAGCACCAGCAUUGCCAAUGCCUUCUUGAUGCCGGUGGCCAUUUUUGGCAUUCCAUAUCCUCUGGUGGCUGGCCUGGUUCAUCUUCCCCUCGCUGGGUUUCCUGCAUUGAUCCAAGCUGUGGAGAUCCGCCUCGUGGGGCAGGAGACCAAUGCCAAGUUUCAGGCAAUGAGCCAGUUGAUGUCAUUCUUCUCCGGUGCGAUCACCAGCUGGCUCUAUAGCCAGAUCUUCUAUGGCGAAGCCAGAAGCUAUUUCCGGGUGGUCGCUCCGUAUGCGCUCUCUGCCUUUUUCAUGUUGCUGAACAUCGUCCCCUUCCUACUGAAAACUGGUCCUAUGCAGAUGAAUGAAUGUGAUAGGUUGGACCAAGAAGCUAAGAAGAAGUGGGAAGAAGAGCAGGAGAAGGCCGCACAGGAGAAGAAAGCUUCUGGCCCCGAGUUGACGGAGGAGGCAUCUUCACCUCUGAAGACGGAGACCGAGACUACGGAAGCAUCCACAGAGUUGGAAGCGAAGCAGGAGGCCGUAAAAACACAAGAAGAGAAGAAAGAGGAUUGA